Triticum dicoccoides is the source of this 517-nucleotide messenger RNA. RefSeq lists its product as uncharacterized. The transcript has 3 exons. The record is from RefSeq and is a predicted model, not a curated record. Bases 143 to 517 code for a protein of 124 amino acids. NCBI's taxonomy places the organism in Eukaryota, Viridiplantae, Streptophyta, Magnoliopsida, Poales, Poaceae.
AAAAAACUCCGUCUCCGCCCCCUAAAAAAAAAUCUCCGUCUCCGUCUGUUAUCCCGAUCGGUUUUACCACAUAUAUACGGGGACUACUUUGGCCGGCCGCCAGAGCCACCGCAUCGGACAAACACUAGAGAUUGAUCCAUCCAUGGGUUCCCUAUUCUCUUCCCCCGCCGGCCGCGACUCUCUCCCAGUCUCCAAAAAGUACAUUGGCCGCUCUAUUAGGUCAAAAGAAGAGGACGUCGCCCUCCGAAUUUCUACUCUUGUCGACAUCGCCAUCGAACAUUACAACUCCAACAAUCCAGGUGCCGAGUUUGAGUAUCCUGAGUAUCCUCCCCAGUCGACCACGGAGAUGAAGGCUGCCUGCAUCGGUUUUAGGGGAACUUUCUGGUACCACCUCUGCUUUUCGGCUCACCCCAUGGAUGCCACCACCGAGACGCAGCACUUUUUCGCUGAGCUAUAUUUUGAUAGACAGUACCUUGAACUAGCCGUUGAAACAUGCAUCAUUUUAGGUACUACCUAA